Messenger RNA from Salvia splendens (bonfire salvia), 1700 nucleotides. Its product is annotated as pectin acetylesterase 9. Lineage: Eukaryota; Viridiplantae; Streptophyta; Magnoliopsida; Lamiales; Lamiaceae. The transcript is spliced from 14 exons. The record is from RefSeq and is a predicted model, not a curated record. Gene Ontology annotation, molecular function: hydrolase activity. Bases 334 to 1515 code for a protein of 393 amino acids.
AUAAUCACAAAAUGUAAUUGAUAAAAUGAGGCUGCCGGUUCUGAACCAUAAAACCGGAACCAGCUCGGUUUUGUGUUAUGUUAUCUAUCAACAAGUUCCGUAGCUACCAAAUAUACUCUCUCUGUCUCUCUCAAACUCAUCCAUAAAUCUAAAGAGAUUCACAUUACGUUUCCAUCAUUGCUUACUUUGUUCCUUCCACUUGCACCUUCUUCUAAAGCAGGUAGGACCAAAGCCUCUACACAACGCCUCUCUCUCUCUCUCUCUCACGCACACAGAUACAUACAAUUUCAGUCUAUAUAUAUGAAGCGUUUCAGAAGAUAACAGCUCAGGAAGAUGAAUGCGUUACGCUUUGUGUUGCCUCUGCUGGUGCUAACGUGCGCGCCGCGGUGGAUCAGCUCACAGGAGCAGCGGCGCGUGAAGAUGACUCUCGUCCAGAACGCUUCGUCGAUCGGCGCAUAUUGCUUGGACGGAAGUUUGCCGGCGUAUCAUUUGGACGGAGGAUUUGGAGCCGGGGCGAGCAACUGGCUUUUGCAAUUUGAGGGUGGUGGGUGGUGCAACGACCUCACAUCCUGCCUCGACCGAGCCACUACUCACCGAGGAUCCACUCGUCUCAUGUCUAAGGUUGAGGUUUUCUCCGGCAUUUUGAGCAACAACGCCUCCUUAAACCCUGAUUUUUACAAUUGGAACCGUGUAAAGCUAAGAUACUGCGAUGGUGCCUCAUUUGGCGGGGAUGCUGUAUUUGAUAAUGGAACAUCAUUGCUUUAUUUCAGAGGGCAAAGAAUCUGGCAAGCAAUCAUUCUUGAUCUUCUCCCAAAAGGCUUAGGCCAAGCAAAAAAGGCUCUGUUAUCUGGUUGUUCUGCCGGGGGCUUGGCCACCUUUCUGCAUUGUGAUGACUUGACUACAUAUUUGCCAGAAGAUGCAAGCGUAAAAUGUCUAAGCGAUGCCGGCCUCUUUCUUGAUGCACGAGACGUUGCUAUGAAUCACAGCAUGAGAUACUUCUACAACGGCGUAGUCUCUCUGCAGGGUGUCGAAAAGAACCUGGAUAAGAACUGCAGGAGUAAUGGUUAUCCCGAACUAUGUUUCUUCCCACAAUAUGUACUGCCAUAUAUCAAGACGCCCUAUUUCAUCUUGAACACAGCAUAUGAUGUGUAUCAAUUUCAUCAUAUCUUGGUGCCGACAGCUGCUGAUCCGAACGGUCACUGGUAUCACUGCAAACUUAGUCCUAAAGCUUGUAAUGAAGUCCAGAUAGCUACUUUACAAGGAUUCAGGAGAUACAUGCUCGAAACGCUGCAGCCUUUUUACACGAACUCAACAAGUGGAGGGAUGUUCAUAAACUCUUGUUUUGCUCAUUGCCAAAGUGAAUCACAAGACACUUGGUUAGCACCAGACUCUCCAAGAGUAGACAAUAAGACCAUCUCAGAAGCCGUCGGAGAUUGGUACUUCAGCAGAAGGAUAAGCAAGCAGAUAGACUGUGAAUAUCCUUGUGAUAACACUUGCCAUAAUCAGAUCAACUGAUGAUAUGUAGAGUCAGGGAUUUGUUUAUACAAAGAAGAAGCAUAUAGAUAUACUCUUUAAAGAGAAAUUUUCAUUCUUGAAGGAUGCAGCUUGAACAAAUUCAAAUUAUGAGAUCCACUACCAUUCAUCCCCCAAUUGGAUAUUUAUAACGAGAUUUGCUAUAAAGUUAUAUUGUUAUAGUCUCA